This is a messenger RNA of Coprinopsis cinerea okayama7#130, 558 nucleotides long. RefSeq lists its product as hypothetical. The transcript has 2 exons. Bases 1 to 558 code for a protein of 185 amino acids. Lineage: Eukaryota; Fungi; Basidiomycota; Agaricomycetes; Agaricales; Psathyrellaceae. The record is from RefSeq and is a predicted model, not a curated record.
AUGCCGCAUUGGCCCAUUGCUGCAUUGGAACGGUCGACGUACCGGCACAUCGGAAUUUGGGAUUUGGGACAGGGGAAAUGCGUUCAAUUCUGGAAAUGGAGAAACCCGUGCAGUGAUGGUUACAAUGCGUUCCAAAUGCCAGUGAUUGACUGCGACAAGCAAAGAAGGGUUGAGGAAGGGGAGAAGAAGAGAGAAAGGAAGAAAGAGGGAGAGGAGAUGAUGCAGUGCAUACGGAAGGCAGAAAGAGAAAUUCAAUCAUCCAAUCCAUCCAAGUCCGACCCUCCAGUUGACCACUGGACACAAGUCUCCAUUCCAGCGGCUUCUAGAGUCCAGAGCGACGAACAGCCAGAGCAAAACAGGCAAGAAAUGCAUCAGACGACUGGCACACAAUGCUGCGCACGAGCACGAGCAAAGCAACAGAAUCCAAAAACAAGUCAAGCGAGGAAAGAAAAAGAUAUAUACGCUAAAGAAAACAAAUACGAAGCAAUAGAUAAAUACGGAAAACAUAAAUACAAAAAACGAGAUACUGAGACCAAGAGGGGAAAAGAGGAGCAGUAG